GCGGGCAAGGACCAAUCAAAUAUGAGUCCGCCGGGAGGUGCGAGGGCCGUUACGCUCGCGGGAGGCCAACUUCCCUGACGGGCGAACGUAGGAUCGGGUUAGAAAUGGGGCCUCGGGGCCUCGCCCUCUUCUUCUGGGCCGCGCUGAGCCCCGCCUGUGCCGACGUGUAUUUCCGCGAGCAGUUUCUGGAUGGAGCUAAGUGGAAAAACAGAUGGAUAAAUUCUCAAUAUAAAUCUGAUUAUGGGAAGUUUAGACUAACAGCUGGAAAGUUUUAUGGAAAUGCAGUCAGAGACAAAGGUCUGCAAACUACCGAAAAUUCUAAAUUUUAUGCCAUUUCAUCACGAUUUAAACCAUUUAACAAUAAAGGAAGAUCUCUGGUCAUUCAAUAUACAGUAAAACAUGAGCAGAAAAUAGAUUGUGGUGGUGGAUACGUUAAGGUCUUUUCCUCAAACUUGGAUCAGAAAAAUAUGAGUGGAGAUUCACAGUAUUACAUUAUGUUUGGACCAGAUAUCUGUGGAUCUGAAACAAAGAAAGUCCAUGUUAUUUUAAAUUACAAGAGUAAACCUCAUCCAAUCAAGAAACAAAUCAGAUGCAAGGUUGAUGGAUUCACUCAUUUAUACACACUGAUUUUAAGACCAGAUCAGACUUAUGAAGUGAAAAUUGAUAAUGAAAUAGUUGAAUCGGGCAAUUUAGAAGAUGAUUGGGAUUUCUUGCCGCCAAGGAAAAUAAAUCAUCCUUCAGCAAAGAAACCCAAGGACUGGGAUGAUAUACCUCAAAUUGAUGAUCCAAAUGAUGUCAAGCCUGAGGAUUGGGAUGAACCUGAAUACAUUCUGGAUACUAGUGCCGAGAAACCUGAAGAUUGGGAUAAUGCAACAAAUGGAGAAUGGUAUCCUCCUAUGAUCAAGAAUCCAUUAUACAGGGGUGAAUGGAAACCAAGGAAGAUUGAUAACCCAAAUUAUAAAGGCAUUUGGCCCUAUCCACAGAUUGAAAACCCAAACUAUUCACCAGACUUCAAUAUCUAUAGUUAUGAGAACAUUAGCAUCAUUGGACUAGACCUCUGGCAGGUGAGAGCUGGAACAAUUUUUGAUAACUUCUUGAUCACAGACAAUGAAGAAUUUGCUGAAGACUUUGGAGAUCAAACCUGGGGUGAAACAAAGGUAAUGGAUGAGCUCUUCACCCUUCCAGUGUGGCCCCUUUUUGCAGUAAAAAGGCUGGAAUAGUGCAAAGAGGUCCAAAAA
Messenger RNA from Pelodiscus sinensis (Chinese soft-shelled turtle), 1238 nucleotides. The record is from RefSeq and is a predicted model, not a curated record. Lineage: Eukaryota; Metazoa; Chordata; Testudines; Trionychidae.